Pyricularia pennisetigena is the source of this 1317-nucleotide messenger RNA. RefSeq lists its product as uncharacterized. The record is from RefSeq and is a predicted model, not a curated record. Bases 1 to 1317 code for a protein of 438 amino acids. The transcript is spliced from 5 exons. NCBI's taxonomy places the organism in Eukaryota, Fungi, Ascomycota, Sordariomycetes, Magnaporthales, Pyriculariaceae.
AUGGCUCUUCCACCCAAAUUCAGCGGCCACAGGCUCCCGCUCGGCGAUGCAGCAGCCAACUCGGCCCCGCACGCCGGAGUACACACCAUUGAGCUCUACCUCGACUAUGUGUGCCCCUUCUCAGCAAAAAUGUUCAGGACCGUCGCCGAUGACUUAGCCCCAAAGCUGCAGUCAGACCCAGCGCUUGCGUCCAAGGUGCAGAUAAUCUUCCGCCAGCAGAUCCAGCCGUGGCACCCGUCCAGCACGCUGGUGCACGAGGCCGCCGUGGCCGUGCUGCGCCUGGCACCCUCGCGAUUUUGGGACUUUAGCAAGGCCCUGUUCGCGGCGCAAAAGGAGUACUUUGACGUCAACGUCGUCGGCGAGUCGCGCAACCAGACCUACCGGCGCCUGGCCCGCCUCGCCGCCGACUCGGCGGGGCUGAAAGAGGACGAGGUCUACGGCCUGCUCGAAAUCGGCGACAAGCCGGGCGAGGACGGGUCGCUCAACAGCGGCAACGGCGUCACGGCCGACCUCAAGGUCAUUGUCAAGAUGGCGAGACUGGUCGGCGUGCACGUGAGCCCCACGGUCAUACUGGACGGUGUCGUCGCUAAUGAGCGAAUACGACCAACCACUCUGAAGUCGUUACCAACAGCACUACCCCAGAGCUUCACCAGCAAAGCCACUCCACGGCCGGAAGAUGCUCCAAAGUCAAAGCAAGCUGCCCGCUUUCUCUACCCAGAGAGCCUGGUCAUCUACCACGGCGGCGCGGCCCGAACCACCUUCCUGGGCAUGCUCAAGUUUGCCAUGCUCAUGGGCGCCGUCUUUGUCGUGGUCAUCAUCGCGCCGGCCCUGUACCGCAGCGGCGAACCCCUGUGGAAGCCAGCAGCAGUCAUCACAUGCGCCAUGAUCCCUCUGGCAUUCACCCUCUUCUCCACCAACCCGCAGGUCGCCUUUGUGCGCCUGCGCCUGCCGCGCUUCGCUCGCGCCUCUCCGGAGCUUCUCCGGCGCUACGCCGAGGCCCCUCCCGCCAACGCCGUCGUCGAGGUCGGCGUUCUCAACUUCCACGGCAGGCCUAGGGUCGUCGCCUUGCCGCUGGCCCGCCUGUCCCCCACCAAUGAGCGCUUCGGCCUCGUAAACUGGACCGUCACCGAAGACACCGCCGCCGUCGCCGCCAACAAGAGGCUCGCGUCUGCUGGUGGCGGCAGUGACGCCACCAUCUGGCACCGCUUGCUGCGGAGGCCCCUGAAAAAGUUAAGCAUCCGCGAGCGCUCAAACGAUGCCAAGGAGGCCUGGGUUUGGGACGCAGUCGUGGCGGCUGCUGAGCGUCGGAAUCGCUAA